Linepithema humile (Argentine ant) is the source of this 4521-nucleotide messenger RNA. Lineage: Eukaryota; Metazoa; Arthropoda; Insecta; Hymenoptera; Formicidae. The record is from RefSeq and is a predicted model, not a curated record.
UGCGCAUGUCGCAGGUACACUCGUCGUGAGAAGUGUUCAGCAAUUCGAUUACGAUCACGUGAAUCGUGUGAUCGAGUAGUCGGGGAGUUCGAGAGUUCGUGUCGUCGUCGUCGUCGUCGUCGCCGCGUCCUCCUCGCGAUCUCUCGUCCCUUCUCUUCUCCCUCUACCGCCUCCUCCACCACCUCCUCUCCUCGCUGCGGCUUUUCUCGGUCGACCGGUCGACCGGUCGACUGGCUUCUCAAGGGGGCGUGCUUGCUCACAUACAACAAUGAGCGAACGCGAAACCAUCUAAGCACGAGGCGCAAACGAAUCGUUCGUUGUGUGGUUCGUGUGUGGCCCGGCCGGCCACUCCGCGACACUCAAUCGCCGACAAUCGCGGCGCGUAAGCCGCCGAGCAGAUAUCGGCACUGUGUAUGUGUGUGCAUGUGUGUAUCUCUCUCGUGGAUUCGAAGGGUAAGGGCCUGCCCGAGGAGCAUUCGGACGCGCGAGGUUGGAGGAUCGUGUGUCGCUUGGUCGGGGCUCAUCUCGCCUACGAGAAAAAUCUAAUGGAACAGCAAGGAAGGGACCGCGUGGUUUAAUGAGUCAAAGUUCCCCGAACGAUGUGCCAUGGCUUCAUCUUUAGGGGGGCCAGGAAUGACGUCGGGCGUCCCGUCGCCGCGAAUAGUCAACCUGGAAUUUCCCCCACCUCCACCCUAUCCACCGCCUCACAGUCAGAUAUCGUGCAACGCAUUAAUGGAACCGGUAUCGCCAGUGGUGGCACCCAUCACGAGUCCUCACCAACGUCCUCUUUUGGAUUAUUCAUAUGCUUACUACAAGCCUGAUUCGGGUCAUUAUCAUACCGUGUAUCCGACAGACGUGCUCACGCAGCAACAACAGCAACAACAGCAACAACAGCAAGAGCAGCAGCAGCAGCUGCAGCAGCUACGACAACCGCCACAACAGUUGCAGACGAUAAGAUCCGAUCCUUUGAAGAGGCAUACUUACACAACCUGCUAUGGCACGGAGGAAAACAUUUAUGAGGAGAUAUCAGAAAUCAGUAAGCAAUGCCAUCGCGCGCUGCACGGAUCGCGAAGGUCACUCGUGGCAGAGGAGGUGCGUCGCGUGCAAUCGCGACAUCGUCGUGUGCUCGGGGAACUUAACUUGAGCGUGGAAGCGAUGCUGAUGCCGACCGCGGUCGACAAUAACGAGGAACAAGUGGUGCAGGAAGCACGUGGAACCUCGACGGAGGAGUUGUUGCCUGCAGUAGGCCCCGCCGACGAUCUUCUCUCGCGCGUCGGAUGCGACAUGGAUAGCGGUUUCAGUGGGAGCUCCAGCGCGAGUUACAGAUCGGGCUUGGGAUCUUUAAGGAGAGGAAUGGGAAAAACGAGCGGUCCGGAACCAUCCAGUGUUCAGCGCAAAAUGAAGGCCGCCAUGAUUUGGAAGAAAGGCUGGAAAGGCUGGAAGAAACUCCAUUCCUUUGGAAAUAAUAGCAGCAGCAGCAGCAGCAGCAAAAUCAUCGAUGAGCCCCGUUCAAGGUGCAGAUCGUGGGAUGACGUAGGCCCGGGAAAAAUGGAAACCGUCAGCGGAAACUCGCACACGCAUCAUUCCUCGUUAGAGACAAGCAGGUCCAACACGUCGACGCAGUCCGCCAGAAGCGAGGACUCCUGGUGCUCAGCGUCGGAUCACGAUCUCUCCUCGGAUGACGAAAGUGAGAAGAGUAAUAUCAGUAUUAAAAGCAAUUGUCAAUUGAGAAACACGUUGCAUAAGGCGCGUACACUUUGCGACAAGUGGCGGUCUCAGAACAUGCCGGUGAACAAUGUGGACCUCCUGGAACCUUCGGGGAAUCACAGCCGCCUCUCGCGAUGGUUCAGCAUCCGCAGAGGCUCGUCGCAUCAUUACGACGUGGACACAUCGGAUACGGUGUCUCUGACCAAUCCGAUCAAAACGUCGCAAAUGCCGCAGCUCUGCGAAGUUGAUGAGGAGAACAGCGCGAUGGUUCAGUUUCAAUGUAUGCAACAACGAAGACAAGCACCGCCCACGCUCCCGUCGCCACCUCCGAACUUGUCUCCCCAACAAUUGAAACGUAGACACAUCGUGGCCGCGAUAGUACAUUCUGAAAAUAGCUACGUAUCUACUUUGCAGAGACUAGUAAAUGACUACAAAAAACCGCUGGAGGAAUCUUCACCACCUAUACUGAGCCAAUCAAAAAUAACGACGUUGUUUCAUAGACUGCCCGAAAUCUUACAAUGCCAUACGUUGUUUAGAAUCGCUCUGGCGGAGUGCGUACGAUCCUGGGACAAGGACGAGAAGUUAGGAGACGUGUUUGUCGCGAGUUUCAGCAAAGCUAUCGUACUUGACAUUUAUAGUGGCUUUAUAAACAACUUUUCCGUUGCGAUGGAUUUAGCUAAGCAAGAAUCAAAGAGGAAGACCGCGCUGGCUGACUUUUUCAAGGUGAAGCAAAUAAGCGCACAUGAUAGAUUAUCUUUCUUUGGAUUGAUGGUCAAACCUGUGCAGAGGUUCCCGCAAUUUAUUUUAUUUUUGCAAGAUUUAUUGAAACACACGCCACAAGGACACCAUGACAGAAUGUCUUUGCAAUUAGCGUUAACACAGCUUGAAAGCUUAGCAGAAAUGUUGAACGAAAGGAAACGAGAAGCGGAGCAAUUCCAAGCAUUUAAGGAAAUGCUGCGACAUGUUUCCGGAAAGUUAUCGCAUCGUCCGCUUUCUUCAGCGUCACGUUAUCUUAUUCGGGAAGAUAAUGUCACGCAAUUGGAAUUCAAUCAAAACGGCAUGAUAACAAAAUCUAAAAGAAGAAGGCUGUUACUAUUAAAUGACUUGGUAGUAUGCGUUUCUGUUACUCCGAGAUCCACGGAAGAUUUUUCAGGAAACGAACGACUGACGUUAAAAUGGACAUAUCCGGUAUCGGAUAUUGAAAUUCAAGACACUAGUACUUCUCCGACUUUAAGUCGAUUACUCACCGCUGGCCUGAAUAAAGGCGGCAGUUUGAGAUCAGACAAAAGCGGAGAAUGCGGACAAGCGGCCGAUGCGGACAGUCUCUGUGUAGAGAUGAACGAUCUUAUGCACGAUUACGAGGUGAUGUCCAGAAUAAGUGAUUUAGUGGUCCAGUUGAAGGGUAGAUACGAGGGGAUGACGCUUCAGACUACGAAGCAAAUUUUGCAAUCGAUACAAAUGUCGAUACAGCAGAAAGACGAGGACAUGGUGUGGGCCGAUAGUUGUUGCCUGCAACUAGUCACGAAGCAGGGCCAGAUGUACACGUUCCAAACUGAAAAUCCGCUGGUGAAGAAGGACUGGAUAACCGAGCUUAGAUUGGCGCAGCUGGCUUUGGAUCCCAAUAACUCUCCGUCGUGGGAAGUACCUGAACAAGAGCAGAGACCGUCCACGAAAAUGCCGCUUUUCGUUAGUUCACAAGCCGUGUAUCACUCGCAACAUCAGACCGAAGUACGUUGCGGUUGUUAUUAUUCCGUCGAAAAUUCGCGUCUCACGAGGCGACGCGGUAGAAGUCAGAAUUAUUUGUGGAUAUGCACAGGAGAUGGCAUAUCCAGCCACGUGACGGUCUUCGGCCAAUCGACAACAGCCUCGGCGACCUCUUUGAAACGUAUAACCACCUUCGAUCUGGUCGAAACUCGAGUGAGCGCCAUCGAGUUUGUGAAAGGGGUUUCCAGCGAUCUUACCACGCUCGCCAGUGAUCUCGUGUGGAUGGGCACGGAUUCUCGGAAAAUCAUAAUCUACGCUGCGACGGAGCCCGAGAAGGAGGAGGAGAUCGGCAGUUAUCCCGUCUCGGGACCCGUGACAGAAAUCAAGUAUCAUUGCGACAACGUGUUCGUCGCCUUGGGCACCGGCCUGCUGCUGCUCUUCAAGCGACAAGCCGACGGCACUUGGUCCUUCAAAGAUCCCUUCGCUAUCUCAUUCGGCAGCGAUCCCGUCUCUUGCUUAAUGCCGAUCAACACAUCGGUUUACGCCGCUUGUGGCAAGAAGGUGUGGGUACUUAACGCUACUUCGGGCGACAUCACCAAGAGCUUCAGCGUGCAGCACGAACACGUCGGCAAUGUGAAACUCAUGGCGCAUUCCGGCGUCGGUCUUUGGGUGGCCCUAAAAAAUUCAAGUACAGUCUGCCUCUAUCACACGGAAACGUUCAAACACUUACAAGACAUCAAUAUAGCGUCGAAUGUGCUGAGAGUGACGAAGAUGAACAGCCCCUCGAAUUCGUGCGGCAGCACUCUCGCUGUUAAUAAUCAAACCGCGGUGAUGGUCACCGCGCUGCUGGCGUGCAAGGGCCUACUGUGGGUCGGCACCAACGUGGGAAUCAGCUUGACGAUUCCGCUACCGCGUCUGGAAGGUUCUCUCAUGGUGUUGGAUACUCAGAAGUUUGCGCUCAGCGCGUUCCUCCGCGGUAAGAAGCCGGUCAUCGGAGACGGAGAGAUGUACGGCGGAAAUAACACGGCGAGGCCUUCGGAAAUCUUGAGAGGAGCUAAUCUUGCCGACAUCAGCGGGAAUCAUCUAGUCGAGAUGUUUGUACGACGAUAA